Messenger RNA from Asparagus officinalis (garden asparagus), 588 nucleotides. RefSeq lists its product as uncharacterized. The record is from RefSeq and is a predicted model, not a curated record. Lineage: Eukaryota; Viridiplantae; Streptophyta; Magnoliopsida; Asparagales; Asparagaceae. The transcript is spliced from 2 exons. Bases 1 to 588 code for a protein of 195 amino acids.
AUGAGUGGAAGACUGCAUUCAAAAGCAGUGAGGGCCUCUAUGAAUGUGGUCUACUUUGAUGAUAUUCUUAUCUACAAUCAGGAUGAGAAGGAGCAUAUGUCGCAUCUACGAAAGGUUUUCCAAGUGCUAAAGGAGAAUGAACUUUACAUCAACCUUAAGAAGUGUGUGUUCUUGAUGACUCGGCUAGUGUUCUUGGGGUUCGUGGUAAGCUCGCAGGGGAUCCAGGUUGAUGAAGAUAAAGUCAAGGCAAUCAAGGAUUGGCCGACUCCAAAAAGUACUACUGAAGUAAGAAGCUUUCAUAGAUUAGCAUCUUUUUAUCGGUGUUUCAUUCGCAAUUUUAGUUCUAUAGUUGCUCCCAUAACGGAUUGCUUGAAGAAGAAGGGCAUUUUCAAGUGGACUGAUGAAGCCAAUGCAGCUUUUGCCCUUAUCAAGGAGAAGAUUACCACUUCACCUAUAUUGGCGUUUCCAGAUUUCGACAAGCUCUUUGAGCUUGAGUGCGACGUGUGUGGUGUAGGUAUUGGAGAAGUCCUCUCUCAAGAGAAGCGCCUCAUUGCUUUCUUGAGUGAGAAGUUGAAUGAAGCUCUAUAG